AAUCCGCAGUCACACUCUAAUGGAUUCUGCUUGUCAUUUUGGCCCCACAAUUUUUGCCGCAAACGCAACAAACGCAUUUUUGUUGCCAAAUAUUUGUCCAGAGUUCCCAAUUGUGCGGAAAAUUCCGAGCUCAGUUAAGAGCCAAGCACGCUGUGCGUAAAGCAAACUACAAUUUAACGUAAAACACAACAGAAACAGAAAUGCCGUCGUUGGAGGUUAGCGUAAACAAAGUGAUAGUGCAUCCGCUGGUGCUGCUGUCCGUCGUCGAUCACUUCAAUCGCAUGGGAAAGAUUGGCAACCAGAAGCGCGUCGUUGGUGUCCUGCUCGGCUGCUGGCGCUCCAAGGGUGUGCUCGAUGUGUCCAAUAGUUUCGCAGUGCCCUUUGAUGAGGACGAUAAGGACAAAUCGGUGUGGUUCUUGGACCACGACUACCUCGAGAACAUGUACAGCAUGUUCAAGAAGGUGAAUGCCCGGGAGCGCGUGGUGGGCUGGUAUCACACGGGCCCGAAACUGCAUCAGAACGAUAUUGCCAUCAAUGAGCUGAUUCGCCGCUACUGCCCCAACUCGGUGCUGGUCAUCAUCGAUGCCAAGCCCAAGGACUUGGGACUGCCCACAGAGGCGUACAUAUCCGUGGAGGAGGUGCACGACGAUGGCUCGCCCACCAGCAAGACCUUCGAGCAUGUGCCCAGUGAAAUCGGCGCCGAGGAGGCUGAGGAGGUGGGCGUGGAGCAUCUGCUGCGCGACAUCAAGGACACCACCGUGGGCAGCCUGUCGCAGAAGAUCACCAACCAGCUGAUGGGGCUGAAGGGCCUCAAUGCCCAGCUGCGCGACAUCAAGCAGUAUCUGCAGCGUGUGGGCGAUGGCAAAAUGCCGAUCAACCAUCAGAUCGUGUACCAGCUGCAGGACAUCUUCAACCUGCUGCCGGACAUCACCAACGACCAGUUCACGGGCACCAUGUACGUGAAGACCAACGACCAGAUGCUGGUCGUCUAUCUGGCCUCCAUGGUGCGCUCGAUCAUUGCCUUGCACAACCUGAUCAACAACAAGCUGGCGAAUCGUGAUGCCGAGGAGGGCAAGAAGGCGAUUGAGUCGGCUGACAGCAAGGAUGCCAAGGACAAGAACAAGGAGAGCAAGGACAAGGAUAACAAGGACACGAAAGAUAAGGAUGGCAAGAAGACGGAAGAGAAGUCGGACAAGAGCAAGGACGAGGGCAGCAAGAGUUCCAAGAAAUAGGAGCGAAAGAAGAAGCACAAGCCACGUCGCAAGCGAAAGAACAAGGGCUGCAGGCGACACUAUCAUCUAUGAACAUCCGAAAUCCGAAUCAUCCGAAACUCACCCGCUAAACUGGAAUAACAAUCACCAAGCAAUCAAUUAAUCAGCGUGUGUCUGUCCAUUUUCGAUCAUCAAUCGUUCAUGUAGAAUCCCCCGCCUACCUGCUUUAUUUCGCCAGCUAUGCGUAUGAGUUAACGAACGAACGGCAAGUCUAUGUAAUUACAAAUUAAAUAAUUUAAAAAUAAAAUUCGUUGUUUGAUUCAGCCCCAGA
This is a messenger RNA of Drosophila obscura, 1542 nucleotides long. It is a transcript of the gene Rpn8, whose product is annotated as 26S proteasome non-ATPase regulatory subunit 7. Bases 201 to 1232 code for a protein of 343 amino acids. Gene Ontology annotation, molecular function: metallopeptidase activity; protein binding. NCBI's taxonomy places the organism in Eukaryota, Metazoa, Arthropoda, Insecta, Diptera, Drosophilidae. Gene Ontology annotation, cellular component: proteasome complex; proteasome regulatory particle. The record is from RefSeq and is a predicted model, not a curated record. The transcript is spliced from 2 exons. Gene Ontology annotation, biological process: proteasome-mediated ubiquitin-dependent protein catabolic process.